This is a messenger RNA of Symbiodinium sp. CCMP2592, 7374 nucleotides long. NCBI's taxonomy places the organism in Eukaryota, Dinophyceae, Suessiales, Symbiodiniaceae. The record is from the annotation of a GenBank genome assembly.
AUGCUUCUCGUCUACUCCUAUCCAGGCCUCGUCGCAUGCGUUGACACAGCGCAACUGGAUGGGGAGUCUUCCUUAAAGUUGAAGCAGUGCGUAGACGAAACACAUCACAUGGUGAAAAACACUUUGCUUCGAAGCGUGGAGGGGCACAUGGAAGCCGACCUGCCCAAUGAGCUUGUUGGGCGCUUCGAUGGCUGUCUCUACCUAAAAGGCUUUCCCCGAGGAGUGCCAGUGGGCUUGAAGAACCUACUACUGCGAGGGUCGACCAUCAGGAACACCAACUAUGUCAUUGGUCUCGUGGUGUACACAGGCAACGACACAAAAGUGGUGAGGAAUUCCAGCCGGUCGAUAUCGACGAAGCGUUCGCAGGUGGAGAUUAUGUCCAACAAGCUGCUGUUUAUUGUCUUCUUGCUGCUUUUCCUGAUAUCUAUCGGCUGUGCAGUUGCAAGAGAGAAUUUGCUCGGGGACGCUGCUGGGUUUCAGAAUUUGCGCUGGGUGUGGGAUGGAUCGGCAGAGAAUGGGGAUACUGCACAAGAUAGCCCCUACCUCGCCAUUCUGACCUUUCUCAUCGGCUACAACAACCUGAUCCCCAUCAGCUUGUACAUGACAACAGACGUGGUCCGCGCGAUUCAAGCCUUCCUUAUGGAGAGGGACGAAAGCAUGCACUAUGCCCAGGGCGGCUCUUACUGCACAGUUCGGACCUCUGCUUUAUGCGAAGAUCUUGGAACAGUAGAUUUCGUUCUGACUGACAAGACCGGGACUUUGACACAGAACAAGAUGUGCUUCAAAGCAUGCUAUGUAGAUGGCCAGACAUAUGGCUACUGGACAAAUGGGCUAGAUGACACCAGUGAUGGAGGAGGGAGCGUUACAAUGCAGGAGAGCUAUGGAUACCCGAGUGACCAGAUCGAGAAGAUCCCAACAUGCAGCAUAUGCCGGCCCCUGAACCCUUCAUUGUGGGGAAUUCCUAGUGAUGAGGAUCCUCAUUGGAGUUACAGUCUGGAAUCUUCUGUUCACAACUUCUUCUUGUGCCUCGCCACCUGCCACACCGCGAUGCCGGAGAAGACGAACCAUAUCACCUUCUCCCCGAGUAGCAAGCGCAAUUCAAAUUUGGAGACCUUGACCGACAUCGAGUAUGUGAUGCAGAACGACCCAGGCAUGAGGGGACUCAGCCAGCAGGAGGUUCGAGCACGUAUGGAGCUACUUCUUGAGGCCAACCAGACUCAAUUUCGCAGCCAAUCCCCGGACGAAGAAGCGUUACUGGCAAUGGCACGCGACUUCGGCUUCUACUUCAAGAAGCGGCAGGGCAACAAGGUCACAGUCAACAUCCGCGGGCAGGAUGUGCACUACACUGUGAUCAUGUGCAAUGAGUUCUCGUCCGAGCGGAAGCGGAUGUCUGUUCUCGUGCGUCAGUGCACAGAGGACGGUGUUAUGCCUCAGACGUCGCAGGCAAUGGCCAGUAGCAUUUUGCUUGGCAAUGCUGGUGUCAUGUCCAUGGACAACCUGCCACCGGUGUCCGAGGGAAAUUACAUCCUUUUUGCCAAGGGCGCAGACUCUGUGAUGCUGGACCGGAUGCGCCAGCAAGACCCAAAGCGAGCGACACCGGCGGUUAUGGCUGACUUCGAGGGGUUGGACGACAUGACGCAUGCGCUCUCCUUGGAUCCAGAUAAGUCCAAUGAAGAGUACAAGAGAGACAGAGAGGGCCCUAGCCCAAGCGGGGGCCCUAGCGGCCCUAGCAGCCCCAAGAGCGACAGAGGCAAAACUCGGAAUGCUCGCAUGGCCAUGGCUCUGGCGGUUGGCUCCCACGGCUCCGAAGGAAAGCUUCGAGGUCCCAAAUUGCCGUCUCCAUGCUCCUCGGCUGGCCUCUCCGCGCGAUCUGUGGUGGCAGAACCGCCGGUGCCCAGCGGUGCGCCGGCGAUGCUGGAGACAGAGGAUCAUUCGAAGCUAUCCAAAUUGGAGCCAACACGAAGUGCUGGGCUCAUGAGUUGGGCUUCGCGAAACGGUCCUGGAAACACAUAUGAUUCCGGCGAAAUGGACGAGAGCCAGCGCAAGAAGAAGCUCCGUGUUGCAAGGGAGCAAGUUCGACACUUCUCCAUGCAUGGAUUGCGGACACUGGUUUGCGGACAAAGGGUGCUGCCCGAUGCAGAAGCUGAGGCUUACAUCAAGCGUUGGCAGGGUGCACGGACCUCCUUCUUCAAUAGGGAUGAGCUGAUGAAUCGAGUCAUGGACGACAUGGAGCGUGACUUCGACAUGCUAGGCGUCACGGCCGUGGAAGACAAGAUUCAGUUCGGGGUGCCAGAGACGGUUCAGAUGUUGCUGGACGGUGGUAUCCGCGUUUGGAUGUUGACGGGCGACUGCGUAGAGACAGCCGUAAACAUUGCUAGCAUCUGUCGCCUCAUCGAGCAGCAUUCGCAACUCUAUUACUUGACCUGUGAGGAGGGCUCUGCCCGCGAGCAUGACUCCUCGAGUGCCUUAGAGCUAGAAGAAAGGCUAAGGUACAUCCAGGAGGAGAUCUUGAAUGAAUUGAGGCACGCCCACGGUGGAGGUUUUCACUACAGCCUUGUCCUGAACGGCCCAGCGCUCUAUGCCAUCCUGCAAGCACCAGACACACUCCUUCACAAGCUCUUCGUCACAGUGGCUUGCAACUCCUGCUCUGUGAUUGCCUGUCGCUUAUCUCCAGCGCAGAAAGCUGCUCUUGUAGAGCUUAUCAAGAAAGAUGUGCCUGGAAAUCCCUUGACCUUGGCCGUGGGCGAUGGCGGCAACGACGUGAGCAUGAUUCAGAAGGCGCAUGUUGGAGUUGGAAUCGCUGGGGCCGAGGGACGUGAAGCCGUGAAUGCCGCGGAUUUCGCCAUCGGACAAUUCCGUUUCUUGAGGUCACUCCUCUUCGUGCAUGGGCGGAGCAACAUCCGACGGAUUGGCAUGGUAAUCGGCUAUUCGUUCUACAAAAACUUCCUCCUUGUUAUCACCAUGGCUUGCUACGCUCCCUUCACAGGCUUUAGUGGGACCACAUUCUAUGAUCCAUACCUGAUCAUGAUGUACAAUGUGGUCUUCACGAACCUCCCCAUCUUCAUCGUGGGUGCGUUGGACGUGGAUGUCUAUGCGCCUGCAGCCCUAACACUUCCGAAGCUAUACCUGUACGGUGUGAACAAGGUCUACUUCAACUACCGGAUGCUGGUUGCCUGGCUGCUGCGAGGAACCAUCCAUGCCUUGGUGAACUUCUUCGUGGCUUGCGUUUUCUUGGGAGGUGGUUCUGGGGCCGCUGGGCCUUUAUCCGACUACUUGUCCCUCGGAGCAUGGUCGUAUUGGAGUUGCGUGGUGGUCGCCAAUGCCACACUCCUGCUGCACACGCAAGUCUGGAUGGACUGGCAACUGCUCAUCUCUCUGGCCUCCGUGAUAUUCUUCCCUCCGAUCUUGUUGAUUUAUUCCUGGCCCAUCAUGGCUAACAUCGUCAACCCAACUUUCGUCGAGGUAGGGGGGCAGCUUUUCUAUUCAUUGCCUGGAUGGCUAAGCCUUCUGCUCGUCUUAGCUUUGUCCGUGCUGGUAGAAUUGGCCCUGGAUGCGUGGCAGCGGAUCAACAAGCCAGACCUCUUGAAACGAACGCAGGAAUUCCAGCGCACGAAGACAUAUGCAGGUGAGGGGCAGGAGUCUUUGCUACAAUCGACAUUCCGAGGCACGCAAGUGGUGACCGACAUGAGCCUGUCCCCUGUCGUUCCAGGUCACCGCCAGUCUCCUGCCUCCCCAGUCUCGCCGUCGUCGCCAACAGGUGCGACACAUACGACCCGGGAUGAGCUUCUUUUUGCAGCGAACCUGAAGAUGGAGAGAAUGUUUCCAGCUGCCCUGGUGAACUCGAUUCCAUGGAGUUACAAGCGAAACAACUACAAUCAAGGUGACUUCAAAGCUGAGGCUGUGGAGCUGAAGGAGUUCACAAAGCAUGCAAGGCAUCCGCCUACCAAGAAGCCUGGUCUACAGUUGAUCAUGGAGCGUCAUCGCCGAGAGGACGAACUUGCUCCAGACCCCACCGCCUGCUGUGGUAAGCGAGCGAAGGAAUGGCAGAGGAUCAUCAGUCAGAUGCAGUGGUGUCAGAUAAGUUUGAUGUCCGACGUGCUGGGCAACAAGGCAUCCCAGGAGGAUCGAGAUCCGGCCAGUAAUGGAACACUCGCUGAGCGUCUCUCGAAGGUCACAGGCAUGCAGCCCGAACUGUUAGAUUUGGAUCAAAUUGAUGAGCGCAAGCACAGUGCAAGCGCCACCACAACUGGCCACCCAAUGGAACACAAGGCGCAGUCCCGGUUCAAUGUGAAGUACACAACCGAGUUUGUGUACAACAUUUUCACAUUGAAGUUCAGAUCCAGCUUGCACGAACAGGCCUUCUGUCAGAUGUUUGACGAAGCCAGCCGCAAUCAAUUCUUCGUGUCUGCUCGUGUCCUCACCGGUCUCUUGGUUGGCUUUCAAGUUGUCAAGCUGUUGGCUUUUGUGCUUGCACCGACAGACUUCUCAGAAGUGGUCCUGGGUCUCGGGAGCAUUGCCGGUUUCGUGGUCGGAUGCGAGGCGUUGCUGCUUCCGCUGCGCUUUGAAAGAAUCAGUGCUUUCCAUGCGAGUUACCUGACCGUUUGCUGCUGUCUGCUGAUCGUGCUGAAGCAUGUCAUCGAAUUCUUGUACGGCAUUCCCAGCUACGUGUCGGAUGCGAUUAUGCCUUUGCUCUUUUGUGCCGGUGCACGAAUGCGCUUCCCGCAAGCCAUCGGGGUACUAUUUCUCCACAUGCUGCUCUUGAUCAUUUGGGCCAACUUAUUCCUAAACGACCGAACGUGCACAGUGGGAGAUGGCAUGACCCAAGUCAACGUGUGCAACGAUGAAGGACGCCUCCUGGUCGAGUAUUCGACCAUCCAGUUUGGUUUGGUUGCAUUGGUCAGUGCCUACAUGUAUCUGUCGGAGCGGUUUGCUCGGCACAGCUUCGCAUGGGACGAUCGUAUUGGCAGGGCAAGAAACUCCGACCGCGAUCUUCUCAAAGGAAUGUAUCCCGAAGAUGUGGUGGAAGCGGUUCGGGAGAGCUUUCUCAGCAACCAGCAGCAGAUCAAUGUAGCAGAGCAGAAAGUCUCCAGCACCAAGACCAUCUUCCAAGAACGCGGCAUAGUGACCGUAGUCUUCAUCGACAUAUACGCUUUCGAAAAGAUCGUAGCACAGCUGGCGCCCAAUGAAUUAGUGGAGCUGCUUGAUCGCGUUUUCACGCAGAUGAACAACAUCUGCGAGGAACAUUCAAUUCACAAAAUCGAGACGGUCGGGAAAACUUUUGUGGCAGCGGGCAUGCUAGACUUGAAGAAGAAGUCUGCUCGAAACACUGUCCAGAUGAAAGCUUUCUUGUGUGUCGAGGCUGCAAGUGCAGUUCUGAGGCUCUUCACUAGGUGCACGACUGGAAUGGAGCAGAUGGAGAAGCUAUCCCUAAAGAUUGGCAUCAACACGGGCCAGGUGAUCUCAGGCGUGGUCGGCUCGCAGAAGCCACAAUUUGCCCUGUUCGGUGACACCGUGAACACCGCAUCGCGGAUGAUGAGUACAGGGAUGGUGGAUCACAUCCAUGUGUCUGCAAGCACAUACGAGCAUGUUAAGGACGAGCAGCAAUACUCUUGGUUGGCGAGGAAGACCACAGUGAAAGGGAAAGGUGAGAUGGACACCUACCUCUUGCAGCAUGAAGGGGCUCGAAGGAGGCAAGUCUCUGCCGGUGCCACCUCUCAUCUCAAUCGGGCCAAGUCUGCAGUCCGAGAGGGCAGCAUGGUGAACGUGGGUCCGGAGGUCUUGCUGACCACGGAAGACACGAGAACUUUCUGCUCGAUGUUUUCUCGGGCGAGGCUCAUAGAGGCCAUCCAUAACUUCGUCUCCUUUUGCGUGCGUGCAUAUGAUCUUGACUGUCUAAAGACGAAUCAAGAGAGCUCGCUGCUGGCAUCUCUGAUGCUCUUUUGGUGCAUCUUCUGCUUGGAAUCCUUGUACAUCUGGAUUGGUGACACAGGCGAUCGUGCUGCAAAUCUCCAGCUCUUCUUCAACAUCCGUGUCCCCUUUGCGGCGCUGUUGUUUGUGAUCAUCGUGGUCGCAUCUUUCGUGACCUUGGGGCAAGGUUGUGGGCGCACGCCACAGAGCGUAGCUGCAAAAGAGAAGAAGGAGCGUGAUGAUUCUGAAAACAGGGCAGACGUGAGUGAGGCAGAUGGCACCGGCGGUACCGGCGUGGAAGCUGUGUCGGAUCGGGAUGAUGAGGAGGAGGAACGCAUGAACCCAGAAGCACAAAGACUGAGAUGGCCGAGCGAAGUCUACUACUUUGGUAUUGCAGUAGUGCUUAUCGGUGCUGGAUAUAUUUGUGCCGUCACGUCGUCUCUCUACGGUCUUGCCGACGGGCGAUUGGAGGAAGUCAGCUACUGGAUCUACUUUGAGUCGAUGUUCUACCUCUCAGCCAUGAUGCACUUGAAUGUUUUGCGUGCGACCACUGCUGCUUUUGCUUGUGGAUUGGCGGUUGUCCUGCCGGCCACGGUGCUUGGUGCAAUGGCUGACUUCCCUUCCGGGCUCAUCUACCCUUUUUCUGCAUUUAUCCUGCAGGUGCGCGUUAUCGCGAGUUUGAAGUGGUACCAGCUGAAGAGCCUGGAAGGAUUGAAGAUGGUUGAGAAGGAGCACAAAGAAUGCUACUCACUGCUAAAUUCCCUCCUGCCUCAGGAGGUGCUGGAGUCAAUGCAGUCGGACAACUUGCAGCUGGCAUACACCUACAACGACAUGACGCUUCUCUUUGCCGACAUUGUGGGCUUCACGAAGUAUUGCGCCACGCAUCAGGCAAAUGAAGCCGUUAGACUCGUCACACACCUCUUUGCAAGAUUCGAUAACUGCUGUAAACUCCUCGGAGCAUACAAAGUGUGCACUAUCGGUGAUGCAUACCUGGCCGUGAAUGAGCCGAAGACGGUUCAUGAGGACAAGGUCCUCGGGGCCAACCAGCUCCUCCAUUUGGCCAUGUCCAUGCUCCGGGUCAUCGUGUCCGUUCGAAACGAGGUUCAGCACGAAGGCCUUGACAUGCGAAUCGGCUUGCACCAUGGUCAGUUUGUGGCUGGCGUAAUCGGCAGCAACCAGCUUCGCUUCGACAUCUGGGGUGAGGAUUGCCUCAUUGGCAACCAAAUGGAAUCAGAGGGUGAGCCUGGGCGCAUUUGUUGCAGCGCGACUUUUGUGGAGGUGAUCCGUAAUAAUUUUCAGCAGUUCCACUUCACGGAGCACAAAGUCAUCGCUUGCUCCGGAACGAAACGAACCAUGCAGAGUUACUUGCUCGACGAGCCUCACGGCAUUGGCACCGGCAAGGUUCCCAGCUCGCCGGGCGGGAAGCUGCCCCGGAACAGUGAGCGCAAGAGCAAGCGCUUCCGGUGA